UUAAUCUGCGUUAAAACGAGAGUAGCUUCAGCAGUUCAGUACCGUAACAAAAGGUUCAAAACCUGAUCUUAUUUCACCCUGUCAUUAAGAUGCAUGGUCCCAACAGCUCAAAGUUGAGUCAGGUUAUCAGUCAUUUGUGACGUUGACUGACCUCUAUUUAUUCCCCCUCAAAACUUCCCUCUUCACAGCUUCCUCAUACAAGUCGACUCAAGCAAGGUUCAAUUCUCGUAGAGCUAGCUAGCUAAUUUGCGAGGGAAAAAUGGUUCCUUUUGGUUUCUUUCUGGUGAUGUUUAUCUCAAUCGUUUCAUCUGUCCAUGGGUACUACGGUGGUUGGACAAAUGCUCAUGCCACUUUCUAUGGUGGAGGUGAUGCUUCUGGGACGAUGGGUGGCGCAUGUGGGUAUGGAAACCUAUACAGCCAGGGUUAUGGGAUUAACACAGCAGCACUGAGCACUGCAUUGUUCAACAAUGGCCUAAGCUGCGGGGCAUGCUUUGAGAUUAGAUGUGCAAAUGAUCCAAAAUGGUGCCUCCCAGGCUCCAUUGUGGUCACCGCCACUAAUUUCUGCCCACCAGGCGGAUGGUGUGACCCUCCCCAGCAACACUUUGAUCUUUCUCAGCCAAUCUUCCAGCACAUUGCACAAUACAGAGCUGGGAUUGUUCCCGUGAUUUACAGAAGGGUAAAUUGCAGGAGAAGAGGAGGGAUUAGGUUCACCAUUAAUGGCCAUUCCUACUUCAAUUUAGUUCUAGUGACCAAUGUUGGUGGUGCUGGGGACGUGCAUGCAGUGGCCAUCAGGGGCUCAAGAACUGGGUGGCAGGCAAUGUCAAGGAAUUGGGGCCAAAAUUGGCAGAGCAAUUCAUAUCUCAACGGACAAAGCCUCUCUUUUGUUGUCACAACCAGCAAUGGACACAGUGUGGUUUCAUACAAUGUUGCCCCACCCAGCUGGUCCUUCGGUCAGACAUAUACUGGAAGGCAGUUUCGCAGCUUCCGCUACUAAUUAAUUAAACAUAUAUGAUCAGUACUCUCUCUCUCUAUUAAGUAUUCUUACACCAUGCAUGUCUACUAAAGUACGGAAAGGCUAUGGUUCAAAAACUUCAGCCGAUUAGAUCCUAAAAAGAAAGGUGAGUCUAUAUAAUAUAUCUGUAGGGCCAUUAUAAAUAUUGGUUCAAAAUGAAAAGGGUUUGCGUUAAAAAAACAAGGGCCCUUCUCUAUUGAAUAUGAUUGUGAGUUUUUGCAUUUCAUGUCUCGCUUUGUUCUGAAGCAUGAAGACCUUAUAUAGUUAAUUCGCUGCUAGAGACGAGGGAGAUCAGAGUCGGAGAGAGACCGUUAAUGGCCGUUUGGUGGUGCAAUUAUACUACCUAAUUACUCUAUCGCAUUUAGUAUAUAUGAAAAGUAGUUCUUAGCUUUGAUCUGUUACUGCAUGGCAGCUUGGCACUCAUGUAGUUUUAUUAAUUACCUACGCAUAACUAGUAGUACUACUGCAUCGAAGUACUUCUUCAAUAAUGCUUGAACAUGGAGGCAUAUGCAUCGAUGAUAUUCUAUC
Juglans microcarpa x Juglans regia is the source of this 1540-nucleotide messenger RNA. Its product is annotated as expansin-A10-like. Bases 260 to 994 code for a protein of 244 amino acids. The transcript has 3 exons. Gene Ontology annotation, cellular component: extracellular region. Gene Ontology annotation, biological process: plant-type cell wall organization. The record is from RefSeq and is a predicted model, not a curated record. NCBI's taxonomy places the organism in Eukaryota, Viridiplantae, Streptophyta, Magnoliopsida, Fagales, Juglandaceae.